Molecule: messenger RNA, 1924 nt
Organism: Hyalella azteca
Lineage: Eukaryota; Metazoa; Arthropoda; Malacostraca; Amphipoda; Hyalellidae
Exons: 5
Coding region: 1-1305 (434 amino acids)
Source: RefSeq, a predicted model, not a curated record
AUGGCCCAAGAUUGUCACGGCAGAUCUCAGCAGAAUCUUGAGGCUGUACGCGACUGCAUUAGCGAGGAGAUGACGUGUUCCCCUGCAGCCAUCAGCGGCACUUUCGGAGCCAAGGUCGCUGUGCGCCGUAACGGAACUUCUGAUGUCAAAAUAAUUCUCACGGCACGACUUCCUGGUGGCCGCUUCCUGCCUCACGCGGGCGAGGCGCGCGCCACUCAGGUCCAGCGAGGCAGUCAUGUCUGCGAGGUGACUGAGGUGGCACUCCGAGUGCCAGUGUCAGUGCCAGGACUGCGAGGAUGUUCGGCGGCCCUGACGCAUCCGACGCUGCCUCGAAACGCGCCUCCCGGCAGCGAACAUCACUCGUCAACGCAGCGACACAAGCGCUCCGCGACUGAAGACGCGUCGCUCGCUCAGCGACGGCGUUCCAUCAUCGCGGCGCUGGACGCUUACUUCGGAUUCGGCGACUCAAGUCCCCGCGCCGUCCGCGACUUGAUGGCAGGAGAAAUGGACUCGGAGAAGGAGAAGCAUUCAGGAAAAAAAGAUUUGAUUCAUGGUACAAUGGAAAUGGAAGAAAAAGAUUUCAAAGACAUCGACAAAGGAACGAAGAACAUGCCGAUGAUCGUGCUAACUGAAGAUUCAAACUUCGAAAAAACUAUGGAUGAGAAAGAAUCCAAAAAGAUGAAAGCAAUGGUGGACCAUAUGCUGCAGGAUAUGAUGCAUUCGAAUUUGAUGAAUAACUUUCAGCAAAGAGAAAAAAUUCCUUCGGUCAUGAGCGGCCACAUGUCGGACAUCAUGCAUGGGUUCGAGCAUCCCAUGAUGAGGGGCUUGAAGGACACCCGUCCGCCACCCAUCACGAAAAGCAACGUGGAUGUCAUAAAAGAAUCCUCACUACAGGAUGCGUCCUUGCGGCUUGGCGCUGAAUUUGCCACGUCAAAUGUCGCCUCGGAGACGCAAAAUAGUUUCCAGGAAAUAGGAAGCGACGGGUUCGAGACGGCGGAAGAAGGCGGGGUCGCCCCAGAGACCGAGGGACACGAACCUCACUUCACGACCCUCGAGGUCGCCCUGGGACCAGCCAUCCUCCCCCUCAACCCUCCAGAAGGCUACUUCGUGCCCUUCAUCCCGCGCAAGGCCUUCGGGGUCGCCAACGGGGUGUCGCGGCCACCUCACGGCCACGCGUCCUUCUACCUCCACAGGCCCGCCGGGCUCGUGGACGUACCGAACUCCCCGGCUUUUGGCUUCCUCUUCAGCGGCCAAUCGAGGUCACCUGACACGGCCGUGGACGAAGCUAAAGCCGAUGCUUUUUGAUGUGCCUCAAAAGGCUUACUUCGCGACGAACGCGCAAUAGGGGAUUUACAUCUUAGUCUGCACCAUCGAUGACAUCCUCUUUUUCUUCAUAUCAAGGCGAAGCAUUGAAAAAAUAUUGAAUAGAACAUAAUCCUUCAACACUCAGCUUCAUAUAAGCAGGUGUGAUAGGAAAUGAGUGCCAACUGUGUUAUCUUAGCGAAUUAUUUCUAAUACAAUCAAAUCUAAGGCUGUUCACUUACACAGAAUAUGAUGUGAGAGCCACUUUCAAAUAAAUUAGCAAAAAAGAAAAUUAGCGUCUGGCAAAAAAUUAACGUUAACACCAAUUUACCGAGGUAGGUAAGUGUUCGCUUCGUCAUUUGCGUAUUCGUAGCAAAAAUUAAUGCAUUACGCAUUCAAGCGUCAAGGAACGAGUUCAGGUUCACCCACAAUCAACAGUACGUGGUUGCACCGUAUAGCACGCGCCAAAUAAGGGCGAUCACACUGAAUAAUAUUCAUGCUUAUUAUCAACUAUUAAAUUAUGCGUGAUAGGAGAUUUUAACGAUUUGAUGGACGUUGGGUGAGGUUACAGUAUCAUACAUAAAAUUGUGGAAGGAGAGAAUUUUGAAGGUACUUAAUAUAG